Messenger RNA from Lepisosteus oculatus (spotted gar), 5359 nucleotides. It is a transcript of the gene pcsk6, whose product is annotated as proprotein convertase subtilisin/kexin type 6. Gene Ontology annotation, biological process: peptide hormone processing. Gene Ontology annotation, cellular component: membrane; cell surface. Gene Ontology annotation, molecular function: serine-type endopeptidase activity. NCBI's taxonomy places the organism in Eukaryota, Metazoa, Chordata, Actinopteri, Semionotiformes, Lepisosteidae. The record is from RefSeq and is a predicted model, not a curated record.
CAGCAGUCACUUCUUUUUCAGUUCAACUUUUCUGUACAUACACAUAUUUAUCUUUAUACCGCCCAGAGAAUGUGCAAAAAAUAACAAAGAAGUAGGAACAAUCUCGAUCCAACGUGAUGUACUAUCCGCAUUCAAAUUAAGGAAGCAUCGCACCUUAUUUUUCUUAGUUAUAUAUUGGCUCUUCUUAAGGUGCGUUUUUAAGCCACGGGAUCACUCAAUACAGUGACAGCAUGCAUUUGAUUUUGAGCCUUCUGUUUUCAACUUUCAGCAUUUGCCAGACACUGCCUUCCCGAAACAUUUAUACAAAUCACUGGGCUGUACGAAUUUCUGGGGGACGCGAAGAAGCUGAUAAACUUGCUACAAAAUAUGGCUAUAAUAAUUUAGGACAGAUUGGAAGCCUGGAGGAUCAUUAUCAUUUUCAUCACAGCAAGGUUGUCAGGAGAUCUGCUUUCUCUUUAAGGGGUUCUCACAGCUUCAUCAAUAUGGACCCUAAGGUUCAUUGGAUUCAGCAGCAAGUGGUCAAGUCCAGGGUCAAGAGGUACAUCAGGACAGAUCAAAAUUUCAUCUACUUCAACGAUCCUAAGUGGUCCAACAUGUGGUAUAUUCACUGCAGUGACAGAAGCGGCCGCUGCCGGUCUGAAAUGAACAUCCUGGCUGCCUGGCAGAGAGGCUACACGGGGAAGAACGUCGUGGUCACCAUCCUGGACGAUGGGAUCGAGAGGAACCACCCUGAUCUGGCACAGAAUUACGAUCAGCUGGCAAGCUAUGAUGUCAACGGUAACGACCACGACCCCACUCCGCGCUACGACUCCAGCAAUGAGAAUAAGCAUGGAACACGAUGCGCCGGGGAAGUGGCAGCUGUCGCAAAUAACUCUCACUGCAUCGUUGGUAUUGCGUACAAUGCUCGGAUAGGAGGCAUUCGGAUGCUGGAUGGAGAUGUGACAGAUGUGGUGGAGGCGAAGUCUCUUGGCAUCAGGCCCGACUACAUUGACAUUUACAGUGCCAGCUGGGGGCCGGACGACGACGGGAAGACCGUGGACGGGCCCGGUCCUCUCGCCAAGCAAGCCUUUGAGCUGGGCAUUAAAAAGGGCCGGAAGGGACUGGGCUCGAUCUUUGUCUGGGCGUCGGGGAAUGGCGGCAGGCAGGGAGACCACUGCUCCUGUGAUGGCUACACCAACAGCAUCUACACCAUCUCUAUCAGCAGCACCACGGAGAACGGCAACAAGCCCUGGUACCUGGAGGUCUGCUCCUCCACGUUGGCUGCCACCUACAGCAGUGGAGAAUUUUAUGACAGGAAAAUAGUCACCACAGACCUUCGUCAGCGCUGCACUGAUGGUCACACAGGCACAUCUGUCUCUGCACCUAUGGUUGCUGGUGUUAUCGCUUUGGCACUGGAAGCCAACCCGUUGAUAACCUGGAGAGAUGUCCAGCAUCUCCUGGUGAAGACCUCUCGGCCUGUCCAUCUGAAAGCAAGUGACUGGAAGACCAAUGCUGCUGGCCACAGAGUCAGCCAUCUGUAUGGCUUCGGGUUGGUGGAUGCAGACGCCAUGGUGGUGGAAGCGAAGAAAUGGAGGUCUGUGCCCCCACAGCAUGUGUGCACCAGGACAUCUGAGAGGAGGACCAAGUACAUCCGUCCCGAUCAGAUCCUGAACAGCACCAUCGCCACGUCAGGCUGUGCUGACCACCCGGACCAGCACGUGGUGUACCUGGAGCAUGUUGUGGUCAGGGUUCUCAUUGUGCAUCCUCGCCGAGGAGACCUGCAGAUCAACCUCAUUUCACCCGCGGGCACCCGGUCACAGCUAUUGGCAAAGAGGUUGUUUGAUAACUCCAAUGAAGGAUUCAGAAACUGGGAGUUCAUGACUGUGCACUGCUGGGGUGAGAAGGCUGAGGGACAGUGGACCCUGGAGAUUCUGGACUCACCCUCUCAGCUCCGCAAUCCUGAAGUUCUUGGCAAACUGAAAGAGUGGACUCUGAUCCUGUACGGGACCUCGGAGCAUCCGUACAACUCUCACUACAGCCCUCACCACUCCCGCUCCAGGAUGCUGGAGAUUCCCAGCCCAGGACAGGAGCGUAAGGAGCCAGAUCUGCUGCUCCAGGAGACCCCCGACGAGGAGGAGGUGGACGAGUACAAUGGACCAUGCCACACUGAAUGUGGAGACCAGGGCUGUGAUGGCCCCGAAGCCGAUCAUUGUUUGAACUGUAUCCAUUUCAGCCUCGGGAACAUCAAAUCUGGCAGGACUUGUGUCAGCUACUGUCCCCUGGGGUACCACGAAGACGUGGAGGCGCGGCGGUGCCGGCGCUGCUACAGGGGUUGUGAGAAGUGUGCGGGCAGGGCGCACAACCAGUGCACUUCCUGCAGAAGGGGCCUGUACCUGUGCGCUGAGGAGCACACAUGCGUGGAAAUGUGCCCUCUGGGCUACUUCCCUGAUGAAAUUCAGAAGCAGUGCUUGCCAUGUCACGAAAACUGCAUGAUGUGUCUCCGGGAUGCAGACCGGUGCACAGCUUGUAACGAAGGAUACAGUCUGGCGGGCAUGACCUGCGUGCCAGAGUGUGCCAACGGCACCUUCUUUCACCUGGAGGAGAUGAAGUGCAGUGCGUGCCAUCUGUCCUGUUCCACCUGCACGGGGCCUGGGAUGGAGGAAUGCAUCCAGUGUGCCAAAGACUUCCUGCUGCAGGAGUGGAGAUGUGUCCCAGCGUGCACUGAGGGCUACUACCCUGGGGAAGCUGUAGGUCUGCCUCAGCAGAUCUGUCGCAAAUGUGAAGAGAAUUGCUUGACUUGCCAUGGUGCAGGACGAAACUGUACAAAAUGUAGAGAUGGAUAUAGCCUCAUCAGUGGCACAUGUAUAAUAAAUGCAACAUGUAACAAUGCGGAUGAAGUAUUUUGUGAGAUGGUGAAAUCCAACCGACUGUGUGAGAAGAAGCUCUUUCGACAGUUCUGUUGCCGGACGUGCUUAAUGACUGGAUGAAGUUCAAUUUCCCGGAGAAAGAGAGACUUUCCAAGAUAUUGACUCCACAAUCUGUUGUAGAUUUUUUUAAACUGGUAAAAAAAAUCAUCUAUCAAUUUAAGGACCCCCUUUGUUAUGAUGCAUGUUUAAUUUGAAUAAAAUAUAUUUUUAAGGUUGUCUGAUUUUAUACACUGUACACACAAGAUGACAUUCAAGCAUUUUUUUUAAAUCCAAAAGCUACAUUAUUAUUAAAAUGUGGUGCUCUGUGUGGUUGUAUAUGAUGGUAUAUGAAUUUCUGAACCACUGUAUCGAGGCGUUAAGUAUGUAACUUUCCGUAUUAACAGGUUUUUAAAUGAACAGUAUUGUAAGGUUAGCCUUUUCAUCCAUUUAAAAUGGUAUAUUGCAUAAAAAUGUUAAUGUGAAUGGAUUUUUAAAGGGUUAAAUAGGAUUGUUGUACAUUUUACACAGUAUUGUUGUUUUGCCUUUAUUUUGCUUCUCUAAAAUCUAACGUUCACGAGACCCAUUAAAAAUGAUCAGAAGAAUCAGUUGAAGAGUUCUGCAGAUCUUACUGAAAAAUUAUUUUCCCCCCUAAAUCAGAUUUAUACUUUACGCUCUUGGGUAGAAGUGAAUAAAUUGAGUGUCUGUCUUUCUAGUCUGUUAUUAUAGUCUUAUCACACAACUAAAAAUUGCUUCAUUUUCUAGGCUAAUUAUUAGCAGAAAUGUUCAUUAUAAGCUGCCCUUACAACUUACCUAGCAAGAGCAUGUCAUCAUUUCUGUCCAGGAGAAUGGCUAUUUACCUUUAGUGACAUGCCAACCAAAUAAUUUCAGUAAAAAAAAAUGCAAAUGAACCUCAUUUUUCAGAUUGCUUAAGAAGACGUGUUCCACAACAUAAUAAAGAAACUACUGGUCAAGAGUUAGUUAAGAAGAAUACAAUUUGUGUCCCACAGUAAUGCUUAAUAAUUGGAAUUAAUGUAUAGAGAUUGAAUUAAAACAGAUGUUAAGGAAGAGUGAAAUACUUUUGCAAAAUGUAUUUGCAAAUGUAAGCAGUAAAGGUUUUUGGGGGUUUGCUGGGAUGGAGAUGAUUAAUAAAAUAUUCUCCUUUAUCAGGAAUUAUUCAUCUCCCAGUAACACUCUGACAUCAGUAUGUCCCUUUUCCAAUGAUAGCUGCUGUAGUUGGAGUCAGAGUUACUUGUCAGAGCCCUGCUUAAUGCUGAAAAUAUAGGACAAGUUAUUAUUCCUGGGACAGAUCCCUAACAUACUUUGUAGACUUAGAAAUGUUAACUGCAGAUUGGUAGCUUAUGUUUUUUACCCAGUGAAUUGUAGUCUGUUGAGUGUGUCAUUCCUCCAGAAGGAACUUUUUUCCUGCAGUAUAGCUAGAUCUUCAGUGUGUUUUAUGUAAUGAGUGGCCAGUUAAGAGACAGUUCAGUCCAGCUGAGCUGGUCUCAGUCCAGUUGUACAGUGUGGAGCUUUAGACUGGUAAAAUUCCAAUAUUUUCCUUCACAGGGUGGGUGUGCUGUUUGUUAAUAAAGGGCCAGAGACUAGUGGCUACACAUGAAAUGAAUUGUCUGCUUUGUAGAGAGAUGCACGUAGUCUGGGGUCUAUUCAGUUACUCUUUCUCACUCUGUGUCAUACUGUAUACAGUUUACUAAAAUGUCAAGAAGCUACUCAAACCUCUUUUAUUCUGUAUCGCUUGUACAAAGUGAGCAUAAAUCCGAGGCAGAAAACGAAAAGGUUGCUGAAAAAAGUGUUUGGCCAAUAUUUUGAUCAAAAUGAACAAGCAUUUAUACAGUACCUAUUUACUAUAUGCAGCUAGAUGUUUCACUGGUACGAUGUGGGCAAAGUACAGUACCUUGCGCUAGGUUACAACCGCAGUGCCUCACCUGGAAUUUAAACCCACAGCCAUCCAUUGACCAGCCCAGAACCCCAACCGCUGCUCUAGACGCUGAGCAUGAAGCUGUCCACGUUCCAGAAGAUGAAUGGGUCGGCGGAACCAGUCCCGUGGAAGUGUCGGCUCUUUUUACCGCUCAGUUCAUUCUGUACGUUUACGUUUGGGCGCAUUGGAGGCUUUUUUUUUGCCCCUGCCUGCAAACUUGUACCAUGUUAUUUAAAGAUGUUUAGAAAUGUAAAAUGUCCCCUACCCAUAUCCCCCCCCCCCGACCUUUUGUACUGAGGUCGUGUCUGUUUGUUCCCUCCGGUGCCUCUUCUUGGCGCUCCUUGCUUCGGUCCGGUGUUGCCAAGUGUCAGGAGCAUGAACUGCGCUUCCACUUACAUUACAUUCCGCAUCGGAGCGGGGCUUCGGAGGGAAAGAGAGGAACUGAAGGACUUUGUUCCUAUUCUUCACGUUACUGGAAUGAUAGCAGUUACUUGUCUGAGCAUCAUACUUCUUGAAUAAAAAAAACAAACAAACUCGAUUA